AUGAAAAAAGUCCCUCCAAUGAAACCUCAUUUUUUCAAACCAAUUCUGCCUGGUUUCAAGAAUGACCUUAAAAUACCUAUAAGUUUCUUGAAGUAUCUGAAGCAACACGAACAUAUUGAACAUGCAAUACUGAGAAGAAAUGGUAAGAAGUGGAUGGUGAAGGUGAAUAUGGCUCUCGAUUCGAAGAUGGUUGGACAGAAUUUGCAGAAGAGCAUGAUUUGCAAUUGGGAGAUAUGUUGGUGUUUAGACAUGAAGGCUGACAUCAAGGCAUCAGGCAAGGCUUUCCCCAAUGUAGAAGCUGCUAAUAAGGAGAUCCAUAUCAGUCACUCUCAUCUCAUUUGUACUAUCAGACCUUAUUGCCUUUCAAAGCAUUUUCUGCACAUUCCGAGACAAUUUGCACUAGAUAACAGACUCAACAACAGGAAAUAUUUGAGAGGAAGUCCACCCCUCCAUCCUGAAGUAAAGAAGAAGAACAUGAAUUUGGAUGCUAAAAGAAUCUCAGAUGAAGGAAUAAGAGACCUUAGGAUUAAGACAACGGACGCGACUGCUCCAAAAGUACAAGUACCUGCUUUAACAUCUACUGAUGCUAACCCUCAUUUUGUAUCUACUGUUAAACAUUAUGCCAUCAAAUAUCAUGCUUUGUAUUUUCCGUUGGAUUUUGCAAAAUCAACUGGCCUGAUGAAUAGACACUGUGAGAUAACUCUUGUCGAUGAAAAACGGAGAUCAUGGUCAGUGUGGCUAGGGCCAAUGGGACAUCACUUUGGAAUUAAAAGGGGAUGGCGAGAGUUCGUACAAGAAAAUGGUGUCCAAAUAGGAGAUACUUAUAAGUUUGAACUCAUCAACAAUGGCAGAAUACCUAUAGCGCAUUUCCAUUGUAUUUUCUGGGAAGGAUGCCAAGAAUCACCCUCAGAAGACAUUGACAAGAUGCUGAAGCAGUUGGUGAUGGGCAAGGAAACAAGCACUGAAGCAAGGGAGACGCCAGCAAGGCUGUUUUCCCUUCUCAAGAAAAACUUUACCAGAAGUAGAAAGCUUACAUUUUUCCAAAUUAACCAGUCUGUUGCACAUGCAAAAAUUCCUGUAGGUUUCUUGAAGUAUCUGAAGGAAUAUAAGAAUGAACAUGCAAUACUAAGAAGGGGUAGUAAGCAAUGGGCGGUGAAGGUGAACGGCCGUCGAUUCGAAGCGGGUUGGGUUGAAUUUGCACAAAAACAUGGUUUGCAGUUAGGAGAUAUGUUGAUCUUCAGACAUGAAGGAAAAAUGGAGUUUGAGGUUGUCAUAUUUGAUUCAAGUGGGAGUGUCAGAGAAUAUUUGCAAGAAGAAGUCCAUACUGUUGAAGAGACUUCUAAGAAUUUUGAAUUUGAAGAAAAGCCAAGCCCCAGCAUCAAGUCGUCAAACAUGGCUUCUUCCCAUACAGAAGCAGCUACUCAUGCCAAGCUGCCUUUUGGUCAAUCUCAUUUUGUAUGCACUAUUAGAUCCUAUUGCCUUUCGAAAGGUUUCUUGUGCCUUCCUCAGCAAUUUGCAAAACCAAAUGGUCUCACGAACAAGAAAUGCGAUUUGAUUAUAAGAGAUGGAAGACAAAGGUCGUGGAAUUUAAAGUUAAGUUUUAGUCGUAGACCUCGAGUCUAUAUAAUUGGAGAUGGAUUGCGUAAAUUCAUUGUUGAUAAUUGCUUAGAGGAGGGAGAUCGUAUAAUGCUUGAGGUUGUUACUAAUGGAGAAACACCAAUAUGGAGAUUUCAAGUUGUUACUAAUGGAGGGACUCCAAUAAGGAAGUUUCAAGGCAAGUUUCUCAUCUUAUAA
This is a messenger RNA of Nicotiana tabacum (common tobacco), 1794 nucleotides long. The record is from RefSeq and is a predicted model, not a curated record. NCBI's taxonomy places the organism in Eukaryota, Viridiplantae, Streptophyta, Magnoliopsida, Solanales, Solanaceae.